AUGUCGUACGAGCAUGAGAAGACCACACCUCCGCAUGAUGGCUACUACGCCGAGGAGAAGGAGGCCAACCACGGUGUGGUGACGGUCACGGAGCCUCUCGAGGAUGACCUUGCCACAACCCACCUCGGUGACCACGGCAUCAAGCGUGACCUUCCCCCUCGUGUCCUUUCCAUGAUUGCCAUUGCCGGCACCAUUGGUACAGGUCUCUUCGUUGGCUCCGGUAACUCGCUCGUCCGCGGUGGCCCCGUCGGUCUGUGGCUCGGUUACUCUAUCAUGGGUAUGGCUGUCGGUAUGAUGAUGACCACCCUUGGUGAAAUGUCUUGUUACGCCCCUAACGUUGGUGGUUUUACUGAGAUGGCCACCAAGUAUGCCGACCCCGCCCUCGGCUUCAUGUCUGGUAUCAACUACACCCUCUCAACCGGUUUCGGUAUCCCUUCGGAGAUCUCCGCUAUUGCCGUUCUCUUCACCUACUGGGACCACAACACCGCCCACGCCCCCGCCUACAUUGCCCUUUUCAUUGUCCUCACUGUUGCCAUCAACAUUUGCGGUGUCAAGUGGUUUGGCGAGAUGGAGUUCGCCUUCGCCAUUCUCAAGGUCGUGACCCUCGUUGGUCUGAUGAUCUUUGCUCUUGUUGCCAACCUUGGUGGUAUCCCCCCCAAGCACGAGUACAUUGGCGGCAAGUACUGGAGGACCGAGCCCUUCAACGACACCUACCUCAACAUUCAACCUGUGGCCCUCGCCCGCUUCUGUGGCUUCUGGUCCGUCUUCACCCAGGCUGCCUUCUCGUACUCGGCCAUUGAGGGUAUUGGACUCAUGGCCGGUGAGGCCCACAACCCCCGCAAGUCGCUCCGUACUGCCAUCCGCACUGUCUUCUACCGUAUUGUCGGCAUUUACGUGCUUGCCACCCUCCUGAUCGGCCUCACUGUUUCGCAGUACAGCCCCGACCUCCUCCGUGCUGUCGCCGAGGACGCUGGUACCGCCGGUGCCUCGCCCUUCGUCGUCCUCUGCUCGCAGAUGGGUGUCAAGGUCCUCCCCCACAUUGUCAACGCCGUUGUCAUCACCUCGGCUCUGUCCUCGGGUAAUGAGCAGACCUACGCCAACUCGCGUAACCUGAUGGCCAUGGCCCGUGCCAACCAGCUUCCCAAGGCCUUCCUGAAGACUACCAAGCACGGUGUCCCCUGGGUCGGCGUCUGCGUCUCGGCUGCCUUCUCGCUCCUUGCCUUCCUCUCGGUCUCGAACGGCUCCAACCAGGCCUUCAUCUGGCUCUCGAACCUCUCGGCUCUUGCGGGUCUCGUCACCUGGACCCUCAUCUGCUUCUCGUACACCCGCUUCCGCAGGGCUUGCGUCGUCCAGGGCGUUGACCGCAACAAGUUCACUUUCAAGGGUUACUUCCAGCCGUACAUGGCUUGGUUCUGUGUCAUCUUCUUCACCAUUAUCCUCAUCUUCAACGGCUAUACCUGCUUCAUCCCUACCUUCUCGGUCUCGGACUUCUUCGCCUCGUAUGUCACCCUCCUCGUCAUCUUCGUUGCUUGGGCUGCGUGGAAGGUCAUCAAGCGCACCAAGAUGGUCCCCCUCGAUGAGAUGGACCUUUCGGGUGGUCCCCCCGAGGCCAUGCGCGGCACUCGCUACGACCCCACCUUCAACCAGCAGUCGUACCAGUCGUACCAGCACGCUUAA
This is a messenger RNA of Apiotrichum porosum, 1677 nucleotides long. RefSeq lists its product as uncharacterized. Gene Ontology annotation, biological process: amino acid transmembrane transport. Gene Ontology annotation, cellular component: membrane. The transcript has 4 exons. Gene Ontology annotation, molecular function: amino acid transmembrane transporter activity. Lineage: Eukaryota; Fungi; Basidiomycota; Tremellomycetes; Trichosporonales; Trichosporonaceae. Bases 1 to 1677 code for a protein of 558 amino acids. The record is from RefSeq and is a predicted model, not a curated record.